Messenger RNA from Closterium sp. Naga37s-1, 1095 nucleotides. The record is from the annotation of a GenBank genome assembly. NCBI's taxonomy places the organism in Eukaryota, Viridiplantae, Streptophyta, Zygnematophyceae, Desmidiales, Closteriaceae.
AUGGCAUUCUCCUUCGACCAUCAUUGCGCUGUACUGCCCGCCCUCCGCACAGACCACGCCGCCUUCCUCCGCGACGUCGCGGCGAUCGAUCCUCCACCGCUGCUGAGCGCGCUGAUCCGAGUGCUCCAGGCGCAGGGCGAGCAGCCCGUGUCCCCCGCUGAUCGUCGGGGCAUGGUACCGCUGGCCGUCCCACUCACGCGAAACCCAGCCACCGUUCCCGCCGUUGCUCCCCCCCUGCGCGCCCCUAGCAACCGUCCCCCAACAUUUGUCAUGAGUCCCUCUCCGCCGUGCCCUCCCCUGCGUUCCCCCAGGCACGGUGACGGCGCUGCUCCGCUGGCCCACCGCUCCCCUGGGGGACGCAAUGCUGACUCCCCCUGUGCUCUGUCCACGUCAGCAUGCAGAUGCCCGUUAUCCGCGUGGGAGAGGGCGGCGGCUGCGUCUUGGUUGCACGAUCGGGUUUCGGGAGUAUCAGCAAUGCGGUUUAAGGGAUCUUAUCACUCACGUCUGUUGCCAUGGUUUUCCCACUCCCUCCGCUCCUCCCUCUCCCCAUACACCCGCCCCCCACAGGCGGACGAGUACAUUCAGAGGGCGCUCGUGGAGGAGGACGUGGGCGCGCGGGAGGGCAGCGCGGAGGGGGACUCGGGGAGGGUGGGGGAAGCUGCAGGGGAGGAGGGGCGCAGGCUGUAUUCGCCUGGUGACUUCGCAGCGGCCAAGGCCAAGUCCCUUGAUGCCUAUCUGACCACCAAGGUGGGCAUGUUUCCGGACGUCCUUGAGAGGCUGGCUCUGCGGCAUCUGGAGCAGGGCGACCAGGUGUCAGCGCUGGUGGCGGGGGAGUUCUAUGCGCGUAAGCACUUUCCAGGCUUCGCACAUCCCUUCACCUUCAACGCGCAGCUGCUGCUCAGAGUUGGAAGGCCAACAGAGGCGAGGGAUGCAGCGCGCAUUGCACUCAAGUCCCCCUGGUGGACUCUGGGGGCCUCGUACCAGGAGGUGGCGGAGCUGGCGGGGUAUGGGGACUCGCAGCUGGAGUAUGCAUUGGAGCGGCUGACAGAGGAGGGCAGGAAGGAGGACGUCAACAAGGGCAAGGCGGAGGCGCAG